CAUCCGUCAGAGGAUCCAUGGCCAUGGAGACGUUCUUCACCGCGCUCGUCUUCUGCGAGGCGCCCCUUGACAGCUAUGGCACGUCAGUGUUCACCGCCGGCACGGUCAAGAGGCUGGUUUCUGGCGGAGGUAACGCGACGAAGCCGGCGGUGGCUAACAAGCGGGACGCUGAGAAGGAGCAGGGUUUCUUCUCUGGCAAGCUGUCGGCGCAGUGGCGUGCUGGGUUCGAGCUCGCAUUCGAUGGACUCAAUUGCUUCGACACCGUCGUCAUGCAUUAAGCAUUUCAUAUUCUGGAAUUUGAUCUGUAUGUAUAGAACUCAGAUCAGUUAGAAAUUAGAAUGCUUGACGCGGACCUGGGCUUGUGUUGUUUUUUUGUUCAUUCGAUUCGAUUGUAUCAGCUUAUGUCUUCGGUUGCAGGUUCAUGUAGAUCAUUCAGUCAGUCUGCCUUUCUGACUAUAUCUUGCACACGCUUGUC
Molecule: messenger RNA, 475 nt
Organism: Triticum aestivum (bread wheat)
Lineage: Eukaryota; Viridiplantae; Streptophyta; Magnoliopsida; Poales; Poaceae
Exons: 1
Coding region: 18-278 (86 amino acids)
Source: RefSeq, a predicted model, not a curated record